Amphibalanus amphitrite is the source of this 2950-nucleotide messenger RNA. RefSeq lists its product as uncharacterized. Gene Ontology annotation, molecular function: protein binding. The coding region runs from base 156 to 1319 and encodes 387 amino acids. Lineage: Eukaryota; Metazoa; Arthropoda; Thecostraca; Balanomorpha; Balanidae. The record is from RefSeq and is a predicted model, not a curated record. The transcript is spliced from 9 exons.
AAUCGAGUGCUAUUGUCGGUAUACCAGCUGCUUGGUGAAUGCUUUGGCGACGGAGUGCGAGCUCGGACUGAAGCAGAAAUACGGGGAAGCCAACACAGAAAUCCGCGCCGAGUGUACGAGAGCCUGGAGCGAACCGGCACACUUGGAGUCCAGAGAUGGGUAACGCCCUGGCUACCUACCAGGGUCGGGACGGAAGCGAACCUCCGCCGGAGACAGUUACCCUUCUGGACCUGCCGCUUCUGGUGAUGGAGAAAAUAUCGGUAUAUUUAUCGGCAGAAGACGUCUGGCAACUGGGAGCUACGUGUCGCCAGCUCAGAGAGCUCUGUACUGACGACAAGUUAUGGCGAGACCGUAUCAUGCGUGAGGCGCGUACCCUCAUAGUGGACGAACUGAGCGACGAGCAGGCGGUGUUCCAGCACCAGAGACAUCAGAUUACGAUGACCGUGAGCAACCCGCGUCUAGACCAGCCACGACUGCACUGGUCAUCUGUUCGACCGAGGAAGCGCCGGGAGCCGCCCAGCCGAGGCGCCCUGCUCGACUCGUGGGCUCUCAUCACUGACCUGGUCACGGGGCGGAACGCGGCCAGCGCCGCGCCGGCAGGGGUGACGCCGCGCAUACUGAUGUAUGGCUCAGGUCUGGAGAAUAAGAGCGUAUUACGUCGAAUGAUGAUGGACAAGGCCGAGGGUCUGCACGUGCACUCACUGGUACCCAGCGCCAAUAGAGGCGUAGGUGCCGGCGUGCGGUUUCGGUUCAGCGACGACGCCACGUUCGACCUGAUCACGCUGUACUCCAACACGAGCGAGGUGCGGCGCCGGCGGACUCUGGGCGGCGCCGCCUCACAGACGCGACUGUACGCGUCUGUUAACGAGGGCGGCCGACUGAAGAUGGAGCCGUUUGUGACCGAUCUGCUGCAGCACGCCGAUGGAGUGGUGCAUGUGGUCGAGGCGGCAGAGGAGAAGGGAGACUACGGUUUCGAGUCGCUGGAGCGCGAGGCGAUGCAGGAGGCGAUGACGGAAUCUGGCCGCCAGCUGCCUCUGCUGACGCUGCUGCUGGCCGCUGAGCCGCCCCACAGCCGCAGCAGCACACUCGGAUGGAGGGCUCAGCAGCGGCUGGCGCCGCCACCGGCAGGACCCCAUGCAGUACUAACCACCUCGGUGUGCAGUUUGACCGACCUGUCACACGGGUUCAGCUGGCUCACCGCCGUCUGUCGACUGGAGAAACGACAACACGAGGCCGCGCCCGAUCGACCCGAGCAGGCAGAGUUCGCCUUUGGGGCCACCGCUUCCGCCGCUGCCGCGACAGCCUCAGGGGGUACCUGAAAGGACGGAAGGUUAUAAAGAGGGAGGGAGGGAAGGGAAGCGUGGGGCUGGGUAGAGGGGGAGGUGUGAUCGGGAGGGCUGGUAGAAAUGAUAAGGAAAAUGAUUAGGCUGUAUGCAUAUUGAAGGUAGGCAUUGCUAGAAAUGAGACGUUAAAGUCCAUAAAAGGACAUGCAUUGAAGUGUCACGUUGAUCAGGGCAUUGAAUAGGGGCAUUGUGAUGACCCUAUAGGUGAUUAGGGUUUGAGAAGGAUAGUUUAUCAGAAUCAAUGCCUGGCAAGGUGCGUGAUCUUCAGAAUGGGGCCAGCCGCUGCGAAUUUCGGUAAGCUUGGUGGAGUUUGGUUCGCCCUUAAAGUUCGGCCCCAGCUCUAGCUCAUCUGGAGAUCAGUAUUAUACGAUGUGCAGAAUACGUAUAACUGUCAAAGUAGACAGCCAGAAGAAGCAUCUGAUUUUGUAUCAGCUUGUCAAUGUCCUUCCUAAUAUGUCGGAGAUGUUAUAAAGGAGAGCUUGUUAAUUUUUAAAAUAAUUUAUUUGUAUUCUCUGAUCUGUUUAUACCGUUGUUUACUGACCAGUUUGCAUGAAGUUAGUGUUGGUGCCUUUGAUUUUGUUUCUUUGUUACUUGUUUGAGGGUUUGUAUUAUUUAACGUUUUAAGUUGGCUAACGUUCGCGUUUAACGUCCGAGGCGAACAGUAUUCACCGGUCGACGAUGGUUCAUGAUGUCGUGAGGCACCGAUGUGUUCGCGUGCUAGCCCAUAGUCCGCUGAUCCGAAUACGGUGACAUCUGGCGGGCAGGCGCGAGUGCCCUAUUUGUGUGCGUUCCGCAACGACAGGCCCCGUCACCUGAGGUGACUUCUCCAAUUGAGGAGACACAUGGCAUGGAGUCGUAUUUUGCCUCUGGUGUGAACAGCAUAAGAAAGUGUCGGUUCUGAGCCGUGAUACUCCUUCUUCGCACGACCACGUGUUCUUUCUCGCCCAUGACUCUACCAAAGCAUCUACACUGCACUUAGAGUACGCUAGUCUCGCAGGAACUCUAUUUUACGCAAAGUGGUUCAACUUUUCACAAAUUCUGCGAGUUUUAUCAUGUUUUGUGCGUAAGUUUGCGGGAGGCUCUGUCGUUUCCCUCGCAGUACACCCGCUACAAGCCAUCCUGUGAACUGUGGUCUAUAUCGUGACCGUGUGCAGGCGUGAGCUGGGUUCGGUGCCUCCUGUGAGUUCAGUGAGCUCUGUGAGUAGCCACCCACCGACCACCAGUUAACUCACUUACCCAUUGGGUCGGCUCGGCAGCUGUGCUCCGGUGAAGCUUUUGGUCUCGGGUCGAGGCUAGCUGUCGUUUUUAUGCUGGCUUUUGCACUGAAACUUUGAGAAAUGAGAAGUCAGCUAGCAUUGCAUCACUUAAAGUAGUUAAACUCCUUUGAGGAGUUUUGCCGCUAACCAGCCUGUGGUAUUAUAGACGACCGGUCGCGAACUGGCUUUAGUUUCACCAAAGCUUUGUGAGAUGAGCGCGUGAUGAUGGUUACAGCCCUCACUGGGGUGUUCUGAGGUCACUGAAGGGCCCUCGCGUCCAGUGCCUGCGAUCAGGCCCGUGCACUGCUGUGAUACUGUUUUUCUAUAUCGAAUACAUGAUUGGCACCCGUU